UCCAGUAUCGUCUAAUCCUACAAAAUGUUCAAGCUUUUCGUAUUUUUGGCCCUUGUUGCCUUCGCCUUCGCCACCGCCGCCCCAAAAGCUGAACCUCAGUACUUUGGAGGAUAUUAUGGCGGUUUGGGCUACCACCAUGGCUUGGGAUAUGCCGGAUACGGAGGAGCUUUGGGUUACGGCUAUGCUUCCCCCUAUGCCUACGGACAUUACGGCUACGGAUACUACUGAACACCUCAGUGAUUAGUUGAUAAGCUUUACUCCUACCAGUUUGUUUUACCAGUUUUUGAUUCUAUGAAUUUUAUUGUGCAUACCUGUUAAUUUCAAAUGUAAAACUAAAUAAAAACAUUUAAAAACAA
This is a messenger RNA of Tribolium castaneum (red flour beetle), 356 nucleotides long. Its product is annotated as keratin-associated protein 19-9b. The record is from RefSeq and is marked validated. The transcript has 2 exons. The coding region runs from base 25 to 228 and encodes 67 amino acids. NCBI's taxonomy places the organism in Eukaryota, Metazoa, Arthropoda, Insecta, Coleoptera, Tenebrionidae.